AUGUCGCAACCCACCGGCGUCACGCAGCACAAGGCCUUGAUAGCUGAUUCUCCACAGAUUCAUCAGACUGGCGGCAUCGUGGGCCAGUUGCAGCUUUCCCCGGAUCGAGCGCCAGAUCGGACCGAGAAGCAGAAGCGGGUUCAAUCAGAAGCGGGUUUCGGCGUGCAGGCAAAUCACUGGCGUUCCGUCCGCAGAAAUCCAGCCCGCUCAACACAGGGACUGCCUGGGCCCGUCCAAGGACUGUCGGUCUUGACCUGCAAGACGGUUUGGAAUGGCUGCCACGGGCAGGACAAGACGGCCGCUUUCGCUGCGGCCAGCACGGGCGGCAAGAAGCCGCAAAGGAGCCGGGAAGCAGCCAUUGGACCGAUCAGCAGUGCAUGCCAUUAA
Molecule: messenger RNA, 387 nt
Organism: Thermothielavioides terrestris NRRL 8126
Lineage: Eukaryota; Fungi; Ascomycota; Sordariomycetes; Sordariales; Chaetomiaceae
Exons: 1
Coding region: 1-387 (128 amino acids)
Source: RefSeq, a predicted model, not a curated record